GAGUCCCCGCGCAACAUCUGCCACUGCAGAUGCCCAAAAAUUCAAAGAUUGCAUGGCGCUCCUUCCCCGAUGCGUCCGCAUCUGCGCCAGCAGAGGAUGGCGCCAGCGCCGCCGUGGCGACCUCCGGUGACCUUGCGCUGGAUGCGGCGCUGGCGGGCCUCGGCGUGGGGCGGAAGCUGUGCCGACAGCUGAGGGCGGAGCUGAAACUGGAGGAAGACAGCUUCGGCUGUCUCCUGCGCGACUUCCGUCGCGACCAGCGGCGGGUGGAGUCGGCGCUGGCGCGGCUCUUGCCCAAGGUUAGCGAACAGGUCAUUUGUUUGUUGGAAGUCGAGAGCUUUGAAGCAUCCCCGCCUGCUCGAGGUGGAAUCCCAGAAAUCCCGGUGGAUUGUGUGGCUGCCGGCAACGAGUUAGAGGAGGUGUGGAAGGCUCUGCCCAAGAUGUUGCCUGGAGAAAACUCUGAGCGUCAGGGCCACGAGGAGCGCGGCCGCGCGCUGCGGCGGCGCCUGAAAGCUACGCUGACGGAGGAGGCGCAGCAGCGGCUGAAGGCGGCCAUGGCGCAGCUGAGAGACGAAGGUUUAGGUGGAGCCGAUGAGUACCUCACGGAGGUUUGGGAACAGCUGAAAGCCUUGGAGAACGAGUACCUCCGGGUGGAUCUGAUGGUGGAGAUCAUCAUGUCACAAGCGCAAGAGCUCCAACGUGCUCUGCGCGGCGCAGUGGAGCGGAAGCUGUCGACGUCACCGACGCCGUCGGCGGCGUCGAAAAAACCGCGGCCGCGCGGCAGAAGUGAGAUCCUCGUUCUGCCGGAGG
Molecule: messenger RNA, 807 nt
Organism: Cladocopium goreaui
Lineage: Eukaryota; Dinophyceae; Suessiales; Symbiodiniaceae
Source: the annotation of a GenBank genome assembly